AAGAUAUUAAAGAAAAAGUAUUUGAAAGUGAAAGGGAGGGUUUGAUUAUGGACUGGAAUUUGAAGAUACCUUCUUGGGAUUUCACAGAAUUCGAACAAGGAACAAUUCCCAACAUUGAUUCGAGUGGUGGGUCGAGUAGUUAUGGAGGGCAGGGGAUUAAAGGGAAUUUUUCUGUGGAUUUAAAGCUUGGACAAGUUAUUGACUCAGGGAAUGAGUCAAGUUUGAAGACCACUUCAGCUUCAACUUCAAAAAUGGCGUUAUCACCUUCUGGAUCAUCAAAGAGAGCUCGACCCAUUAAUAAUACCUCCAUUUCUGCGGCUUCUUGUCUUGUGGAUGGCUGCAACUCUGAUCUUAGUAACUGUAAGGAAUACCAUCGUCGUCAUAAGGUCUGUGAAGUUCAUUCCAAAACUCCACAGGUUUCCAUUAAUGGCCAAAAGCAAAGAUUCUGCCAGCAAUGUAGCAGGUUUCAUUCGCUAGAAGAGUUCGAUGAAGGAAAACGGAGUUGCAGAAAGCGUCUUGAUGGACAUAAUCGCCGGAGACGGAAGCCGCAGCCGGAUACCUCACGUGCUGCAAGUCUUUUUGCUGGUCACCAAGGUACGACGAUGCUGCAGUUCUCGAGUCCACAUGUGUAUCAAACCACAACGCUCACGAACCCAUUGUGGGCCGGCAUGGUCAAGUCCGAAGAAGACGUCAUGUACCCCGCCCACCACUCGAACCUGGCCCACAAACACAACCCUUUUUCCGAAUCAUCUUCAGGCACCAAAAAGCUAACCGAGAAGCAACAAUUCAGCCUCUUUCAAAACAGUGGCUCGCACCUUAAACUCAACCACCAGACCUCACCUCCAAAAGUUUGUCAGCAGCCGGUUCUUAACUUUGAGGCGAAUAGCAGCUACGAUAAACUGUUCUGUGACGGAUACCCGCCACCUGCUCGGUUGCAGCCGGUGGUGCAGUCGGACUGUGCUCUCUCUCUUCUGUCAUCAUCACCGUCACAGACAUCUUGUACGACCCUGAGCCAUGUGGUGCACCCACCUAACUCGUUCCCGGCCACACCAAACCCGUUGGAUCCAGGUGCGAGUUAUGGUGGUUUGGAGUCGAUUAUGGAUCCUAAUGGGAACGAUUGCAACGAGAUGAUCCAGAUGGGACUUCACCAUCAUCACCAUCACCAUCAUCACCAUGGGUCUCCUGAUAACGGAGCUCCACAAACACUUCCAUUCUACUGGGAAUAAGAUUGUUCAUAUUUGAAUCAUCGAUAAAUUCCAUCCGUUUGUAGUCUGAGAUUUGAUUUGAUUCGAUUCGAUUAGUUUGAGAUUUGAUUCGGUUCGAUUCGGUUUAGUGUGUGUUGUAGCUGUUGGUAUUUCAUUCUUUCUCUUGUGUUUUAACUCUUCCGC
Molecule: messenger RNA, 1388 nt
Organism: Cynara cardunculus var. scolymus (artichoke)
Lineage: Eukaryota; Viridiplantae; Streptophyta; Magnoliopsida; Asterales; Asteraceae
Product: squamosa promoter-binding-like protein 13A
Exons: 3
Coding region: 48-1226 (392 amino acids)
Cellular component (GO): nucleus
Molecular function (GO): DNA binding
Source: RefSeq, a predicted model, not a curated record